Messenger RNA from Salvelinus namaycush (lake trout), 973 nucleotides. Its product is annotated as tumor necrosis factor receptor superfamily member 14-like. Gene Ontology annotation, biological process: defense response to Gram-negative bacterium; positive regulation of cytokine production involved in immune response; defense response to Gram-positive bacterium. Gene Ontology annotation, cellular component: external side of plasma membrane. The record is from RefSeq and is a predicted model, not a curated record. Gene Ontology annotation, molecular function: protein binding. Lineage: Eukaryota; Metazoa; Chordata; Actinopteri; Salmoniformes; Salmonidae. Bases 73 to 849 code for a protein of 258 amino acids. The transcript has 7 exons.
CUUCAACAAUCCUAAGUACUUCACAAAUCCAGUGUGUGGGUCUUCCAGUGAGUUGGAGAGGAUUGAGGAACCAUGGCACAGUUUGGAACCUUGAUAUGGACUAUAACUAUUAUAUUGGUGCAUGUAAGCAUUGGAUCCUGUAUUGCAUGUGGUAGAGCCGAGUACAGAAUAUGGGAUGAAUGCUGCCCCAUGUGUUCACCAGGAAAUUGUGUACAUAAGCAUUGUACUGAAUUCACCAGCACCAGCUGCAUGCCCUGUGUUGAUUCUACAUUUCUUGAUGAGCCCAAUGGUCUCAUAAAAUGCAAAGUGUGUACCAACUGUGAUCCAGGUUUGGGUUUGAUGGUAAAGCAGCCAUGUAGACCUUCAUCAGACACUGUCUGUGGGACACUGGAGGGGUUCUACUGUCUAGACCCAACUAAGGAUGGUUGUAGAGCAGCCCAGAGACACAGCAGCUGUAAACCUGGUCAAUACAUCAGCCACACAGGAACAACAUCUACAGAUACUGUGUGUUCUGACUGUACUGGUGACACCUAUUCAGAUGGAUCAUUAACAUCUUGUCAGCCACACACAGAGUGUAAAUCCUUAGGUCUUCAAGAACUUAGACCAGGAACUCAUUUGUCCAAUUCUGAAUGUGGACCACAAUCCUCACAAAUAGAACCUGGAAUCAUCAUUGGUGUUGUUCUGGCAUCAGUCCUAAUAGCUCUUGCAAUAACAAUAAUAAUAAUAAUAGGAUUUGUAAUUCUAAGGAGGAGAAAAAGUCCAACACCAGUGACUUUUUCUCCAGUGACAGUAAAUGCUGUAGAGGCAUCAUCAGAUUUAGAGGAAACACCAAGCAAUGUAGUACAAUGAAACAGAAGAAAGUACAGCAUCUUGCAGGUGUUAGUUUUGUAGAUGGUGAGUUGUCAAGAACUUCAGCCGUAUGACUAAAGGUGUAUGUUCUAUUACUUCAUGUUAUCAAUGCAAUGAUGACAAC